AUGGCUCAUCUUGAUUCUGACGUGAGAGAGGAGUGUCUGAGGGAAGACCUGAGAUUUUACUUCAUGAACCCUUGUGAAAAAUACCGGGCCAGACACCAGAUUCCAUGGAAACUGGGUUUACAGAUUCUGAAGAUACUCAUGGUCACCGCACAGCUAAUUCGUUUUGGUUUAAGUAACCAGCUCGUGGUUGCCUACAAGGAGGAAAACGCCGUUGCUUUUAAGUACUUGUUUUUAAAGGGCUAUUCUGGCAUAGACGAAGAUAACUACAGUCUCAGUGUGUAUACUCAACAGGAUGCCUACGAGAGCAUAUUUUACGCUAUUAAUCAGUAUCAUCGUCUAAAGAAAAUCUCCCUGGGAACUCUAAGUUAUGGAGAAAAUGAAGGGAAUAGAAUCGGCGUAAAAGUCUGUAAGCAGCAUUAUAAGAAAGGGACCAUGUUUCCUUCUAAUGAGACACUGAAUAUUGACAGUGACAUUGAAACAGACUGUAUUCACUUAGACCUCCAGGCCCUCUCCAAGGACCCCGAGGACUGGAAGAACUCACCAUUCUUCAGACUGGAAUUUUAUAGGCUCUUACAAGUUGAAAUCUCCUUUCACCUCAAAGGCAUUGACCUGCAGACAAUGCUUUCCCGAGAGUUGCCAGACUGUUACGUCUUUCAGAAUACGAUUACCUUCGACAACAAAGCUCACAGUGGCAAAAUCAAAAUCUAUUUUGACAGUGAUGCUAACAUUGAAGAAUGCAAAGACUUAAGCAUAUCUGGAUCUGUUCAGAAAAAUACUCAGUAUGUGCUGGUGUUCGAUGCAUUUGUCAUUGUGAUUUGCUUGGCAUCUCUGGUUCUGUGCAAAAGAUCAAUUGUUCUUGCUCUACGUUUACGAAAGAGAUUUCUGAAUUUUUUCCUGGAGAAGUACCAGCGACAUGUGUGUAAUGCUGACCAGUGGGAGUUCAUCAACGGGUGGUACGUCCUGGUGAUUAUCAGCGACCUAAUGACAAUAAUCGGAUCCAUACUAAAAAUGGAAAUUCAAGUGAAGAAUAUCACCAACUACGAUCUGUGCAGCAUUUUGCUCGGAACGUCCACACUUCUCGUCUGGGUUGGAGUCAUCAGAUACCUGGGUUACUUCCAAAAAUAUAAUGUGCUCAUUUUAACAAUGCAGGCCUCGCUGCCCAAAGUCCUUCGCUUCUGCGCCUGUGCCGGGAUGAUCUACCUGGGUUACACCUUCUGUGGCUGGAUCGUCUUAGGCCCGUACCACAACAAGUUUGAAGCUCUGAAUACAGUUUCUGAGUGUCUGUUUUCUCUGGUCAACGGUGACGAUAUGUUUGCAACCUUUGCUCAAAUCCAGCAGAAGAGCCUCUUGGUGUGGCUGUUCAGUCGCCUGUACUUAUAUUCCUUCAUCAGCCUUUUCAUAUACAUGAUUCUCAGCCUUUUCAUUGCACUUAUUACAGAUUCUUAUGACACCAUUAAGAAAUACCAACAGAAUGGGUUUCCUGCAACGGAUCUUCAGGAAUUCCUGAAGGAAAGUAGCAACCAAGAGGAGUAUCCGAAGGAGUCCUCAGCCUUCCUGUCCUGCAUCUGCUGUCUGAGGAGGUCGGUAUUGUGUUUCAUCAGGUCUCCAUGCUCCUGA
Molecule: messenger RNA, 1617 nt
Organism: Miniopterus natalensis
Lineage: Eukaryota; Metazoa; Chordata; Mammalia; Chiroptera; Miniopteridae
Source: RefSeq, a predicted model, not a curated record